AUGCAAGAAAUUGGAUCAAUCGGAAAAAGUAAUAAUUUGAGCAUUAAUUGUAUCCCGAAUAAUAGGGAAAAGUAUAUGGCUUUCAUGGUGGGUAAACACUUAGUCUUUCUGGAUAGUUUUCAGUUUAUCGCCAGCAGUUUGGAGAGAUUAGACGCUAAUUUACCCACCGAUGCGUUUAAGUAUACCAGUCAGGUGUUCCAAAAUGACAAAUUAGCACUGAUGAAACAGAAAGGAGUGUAUCCUUAUGAUUACAUGGACAGUUUUCAGAAGUUUGGUGACCAGCAGCUACCCCAAAAAGAGCAAUUUUAUAGUAUUCUUACUGAUGAGGGUAUUUCUGAUGCGCAAUAUCAAUAUGCCCAAAAAGUCUGGAAUACUUUUAAUAUGAGGAUAAUGGGCGAGUAUCAUGAUCUGUAUCUGAAAUCUGAUAUUCUUCUAUUAGAGGAUGUUUUUGAGAACUUUCGUAAGACCUGCCAUCAGUAUUACAAACUAGAUCCGUGUCACUAUUUUACAUUUCCUGGGCUAUCCUAGGACGCUAUGUUGAAAAUGACCGGUAUAAAAUUAGAGCUUAUGACGGAUAUUGAUAUGUUUCAGUUUAUAGAAAAGGGAUUACGCGGCAGUAUUUCUUAUAUUGCUAACCGACACGGGGAAGCUAAUAAUAAAUAUAUGAGCGGGUAUAAUCCAGAGAAACCAAGUAAGUAUAUUAUGUAUCUAGAUGCGAAUAACCUUAUGGAUGGGCGAUGUCUCAAUAUUUACCAACAGGUGGUUUUAGGUGGAUGACUGAAAAACAAAUACAAAAAGUUAAUACGGCUGCUUGUGCAGAAGCCAAAAAAAAGGGUAUGAUUUUAGAAGUCGAUUUAGAAUAUCCUAAAGAAUUACAUGAGCUGCAUAAUGAUUAUCCUCUAGCCGCUGAGAAAAUAAAAGUUACCAAAGAAAUGCUUACUCCUUAUUGCAAAAAUAUUCAGGAGCAGUUUGGAAUAAGUAUUGGCCAGGUUGCUAAGCUAAUUCCAACACUAUCUAGUAAAAAGAAUUAUGUGUUACACUACAGAAAUCUACAACUCUAUUUGUCUCUCGGUCUCAAACUGAAGAAAGUACACAGGGUAUUAGAAUUUGACCAGUCUCCCUGGCUCGCACAGUACAUUAAUUUUAACACCCAAAAGAGGAUGAAUGCUAAGAAUGCAUUUGAGAACGACUUUUUCAAAUUAUUAAAUAAUUCCGUAUUUGGAAAAACCAUGGAAAACAUAAGAAAGCGCGUUGACGUGAGAUUAGUGACUGAUCAAAAGAAAUUAUCCAAACCUGCAAGCAAACCGACGUUUGUUAACAGUAAGAUCUUUAGUGAGGACCUUGUGGCGGUUCAUAAGAUCAAAGAAACAUUGACACUCGACCGGCCAGCUUAUGUGGGUAUGUGCAUUUUGGAUCUGUCAAAAACUCUCAUGUAUGAUUUCCAUUAUAAUUAUGUCAAAAGUAGGUACAAUCACAAAGCAAAGUUAUUGUUUACUGAUACAGACAGUCUUUGUUAUGAGAUUGAGACAAGGCAUUAUGGGAGGAUAAACAAUUAUUUGAUAACAGUGAUUACCCGAAGGAUAGUCUAUAUUUUAGUGUGGAGAAUAAGAAGAUAAUUGGAAAGUUUAAAGAUGAAGCAGCUGGCAUGCCAAUCAGAGAAUUUAUUGGUCUUCGGAGUAAAAUGUAUUCUUAUGUGAAAGACAGUGGUAAAAAUGAAAAGACUGCUAAGGGUGUCAGAAAAUAUGUCAUCAAAAAGAAUAUCACACAUCACAAUUAUAAAGAUUGCUUAUUGAAUGGGAAACAAAUGUUACACAGUAUGCGAACAAUUAGGAGUGACCAUCAUCAAAUUGGGAGC
Messenger RNA from Porites evermanni, 1855 nucleotides. Lineage: Eukaryota; Metazoa; Cnidaria; Anthozoa; Scleractinia; Poritidae. The record is from the annotation of a GenBank genome assembly.